AUGCUCAACUGGUCGCGCGUCCUCUUCUCGUAUCGCCCUGUCCAACCAUUGUCGAUUCGUAUAUACCGAAACCAAUUCCUCCAGCUAUCAACAAUGCCUCCGAAAAGAAAGGCCGAUACACCGGAGCCCAAUGCCUCUCACACCAGCAAGAAGGGCCGGCCCGACCUGCGCCAGCCGCACCCCAACGCAAAGCAGGCAGAGGACUUUGGAAUUGUCCUCCGCGAGUUCUAUCCGCCGGAGAUGAGCAACGAACGGUGUCACGCAUACACCAAUGGCGAACUGGAACGCCCAAUUGAGACGUUGAAGAAAGCUUGCCAGGAAACCGCGGAGACGCGUCAAUCGGUUGAGGUGGGCAGUGCCGUUGUGCACUGGUUCAAGAGCGAUCUCAGACUCCAUGACAACAGAGCUUUGUAUGCUGCCUACGAGACCGCCAAGGAGCAUCAGGUUCCUCUGAUCGGUCUCUAUAUCGCCUCUCCUCAGGAUUGGACCGCACACUCCACUAGCCCUGCACGUGUGGAUUUCACCCUGCGGACCUUGCAGCGCCUGCAGCAGGAUCUGGGGGAACUUGAUAUUCCCCUGUACAUGGAGACUCAGGAGAAGCGCACGGCGAUCCCGGGUCGCGUCGUGGAACUGUGCGAGGAAUGGGAAGCCAAACACCUCUAUGCUAAUAUUGAGUACGAGGUUGAUGAGCUUCGACGGGAAGCAAAGAUCGUCCGAGCUGGCGCAGACAAGGGAAUCGAUGUCGAACUCAGCCAUGAUACCUGUGUGGUGACUCCAGGUCAAUUGGAGACUGGAGCCGGGAAGCAAUAUGCGGUCUAUACGCCAUGGUACAGAUCAUGGCUGGCAUUCUUGAAGGAGAACCCUGAUUACUUGGAAACGUCUGAAGAACCAGGUUCCAACCCCGGCAACGCGCGACAGAAAUUCAAGGAUCUAUUUGACUCGAAGAUUCCGGCAACCCCAAAGACGCAUGCGCUGUCGGAGGAUGAGAAGAAGCGGUUUGAGAAGAUGUACCCUGCAGGCGAACACGAGGCUUCGCAGCGACUCGACAAGUUCUUGGAAGAGAAGGUGCGGCAGUAUGAGGAGCAGAGAAGUACUCUGCCCGGCGAGCAUACCUCUGUGCUCAGCCCGUACUUUGCAUGCGGAGCACUGAGCGCGCGCACGGCUGUCGCAACAGCGAAACGGAUCAACAAAGGACAUCUCGACCGCUAUGACCAGGGAUUCAUGACCUGGAUUAGUGAAGUCGCUUGGCGUGAUUUUUACAAACAUGUCUUGGCAAACUGGCCAUUCAUCUGUAUGAACAAAUGCUUCAAACCCGAGCACACCAACAUUGAAUGGGAGUAUGACCAAGAGAUUUUCCAAGCCUGGUGCGACGGGAAGACUGGGUUCCCGAUUGUGGACGCCGCUAUGCGUCAACUCCGUCAUUGCGCCUGGAUGCACAACCGUACUCGUAUGGUGGUGUCCUCAUUCCUGACUAAGGAUCUGAUGCUUGACUGGCGUCGCGGGGAGAGGUACUUCAUGGAGAAUCUGAUCGAUGGAGACUUCGCGUCCAACCACGGCGGAUGGGGAUUCGGAUCCAGCACUGGUGUCGACCCUCAACCCUAUUUCCGCAUCUUCAACCCUCUCCGCCAGAGUGAGCGAUUCGAUCCGGAGGGCGAGUACAUCCGGCAUUGGCUGCCCGAGCUCCGUGAUGUUUCGGGCAAAGCCAUCCAUGAGCCAUACGCGCGGGGUGCGGCAGCCAUUGCGCAGAAGAAUGGUUAUCCCAAGCCCAUUGUAGAUCACGCGGAGAGUAGGAAUCGGGCGUUGGAGAGGUUCAAGAGUGGGCUGCAGAAAUAA
Molecule: messenger RNA, 1833 nt
Organism: Penicillium olsonii
Lineage: Eukaryota; Fungi; Ascomycota; Eurotiomycetes; Eurotiales; Aspergillaceae
Source: the annotation of a GenBank genome assembly